UCACUGUGAAUUACAUUUCAAGAUCGAGAACUCCUAUAUAAAUAUGAGAACUAUAUUUUGGUCCCAAUUUCAUAGCAUAGAAGAACAGCUUUAAUUAGCCGAAGAUGGAACUACCAAAAUCUCAUAUAAUUGCUAUUCUUUUGUUGAGGGGCAUAUCUUUACUUUUCCUAUUACUAUCAUUCGUAAUCCUUCUUAACAAUGGUAAUACCUAUAAAGAAAAUGGCCGAGAUUAUUUCUUCGUCAAGGUUGAAAGCUACAGCUACAUGUUUGCUGCAAGCAUCAUUGGCAUUGGAUGUACCAUUUUGCAAACAAUUGCAUUUGUAAUCUUCCAAAUCGUGAUGGAGAGCCACAAAUUCAUUAUAUUUGAAUUUUAUGGUGACAAGGUUAUAUCGUACUUAUUACUCAGUGCAGCAGCAGCAGGGCUUGGUGCUAGCAUAGAUGUAGAGUCACACUUAAUUGAUAAAUCAAACGAUCAUUUCAACAACUAUCUAAGUAAGGGAUUUGCUGCAGCUAACCUCUUUCUCCCAGCAUUCGUAUGCACCUCCACAUUGUCAAUUCUCUCUUCCUAUGCAUUGGCAAAGAAAGUUUAGUUGUUGUAUUGAAUAUGCUAGUGAUGCAUAUUAUUUUUUUUUUUUUGGAGAAUGAAGUGAUGCAUAUUAGUUGAUUAAGUGGAAGAUAGUUUUUAAUACUCUAUGUUAUUAAUCUUUUAUAAUAUAGAGUAUAAAAUAUUUUAUAACACCAACCUCAUUAUAAAAUAUUUUGUUUUCAUUA
This is a messenger RNA of Quercus robur (English oak), 771 nucleotides long. RefSeq names its product CASP-like protein 4D1. The record is from RefSeq and is a predicted model, not a curated record. The transcript is spliced from 3 exons. The coding region runs from base 105 to 590 and encodes 161 amino acids. Lineage: Eukaryota; Viridiplantae; Streptophyta; Magnoliopsida; Fagales; Fagaceae.